This is a messenger RNA of Leguminivora glycinivorella, 3990 nucleotides long. RefSeq lists its product as uncharacterized. Bases 1 to 3990 code for a protein of 1329 amino acids. Gene Ontology annotation, molecular function: nucleic acid binding; zinc ion binding. The record is from RefSeq and is a predicted model, not a curated record. The transcript has 2 exons. Lineage: Eukaryota; Metazoa; Arthropoda; Insecta; Lepidoptera; Tortricidae.
AUGUCGGGGCCAGUCACGAGGAGCCGCGCCAAGAACAUGCAAGAGCCAGAACCGGAACCGGGUACGUCCGCUGAAAAUAAAGAACCGACCACGUCUACCCCUGUCAAAGAUAAUUCUUUAAGAGUAAGAUCGAAGACAAGCACUGUCAGCCACAAUAUAUCUGAACGAGAACAAACCAUUCGAUCUAACGUUAGUAGCGUAGUCGUUAGAAAGAAGGAGGCUGAACUAGCAGCCGCGAAACGACUAGCUAAACUAAACUUAGAACAAACCCUCAUACAGAAAGAACUUGAAGUAACAUUGGCACGUCUAGACGCCGAGGAAGCCGUCGCUCGCAAUCAAGCCGCACUAGUCGUAGCCGCGUUCAAAAAUGCCGUUGCAGACACCAGAGCCUCGUCGACCGAAAACGAAGUCAUCUCCAAACUCCGCCGUUGUUUAAAAGGAGAAGCUCGCGUCACUGUCGCCGCGCUUUUAGAUACUCAUGUUUCUGUCGCCGAGAUCAUGGAAGCCCUCGAACUACGGUUUGGCUUACCGGAACUGAUACUCCAAGAGGAAAUACAGGCACUCAAAGACUUACCUAAGCUUGUUGACAACACAGACCAGCUCAGUAAAUUUGCCUGCAAGGUUCGAAAUUGCGUCUCAACUAUCAAAGCCCUUAAAAAGCCUGAACACCUACACAACAUGGAGCUUUUACGAACCCUGAAACAGAAGAUACCCCACCUCAAGACUCGCUGGCUUAGUUACGCCCUAGAACAUGAACACCAGACAGAACCUGAACUUGUCAAGCUGUCAGAGUUCUUAAAGAAGGAAGCCCAAACUACCUCAAAGUACUGGAUGCACGAGACUACCCGCACUGCAAUAAAACCGAUGCAACAGCACAAGACUCAUUAUGCGAUAUCUGAAGAUAGUGAUUCUGAUCCUGAACCUGAACUUUGUUAUGCUUCAAGUCAGCCCAAAGCUCCCCUAGAAAUGUUAUGCCUAUACUGCAACUCCAAGACUCACCUUCUCAAGAACUGCGAACAGUUUCUCCGCCUGUCGAUUGAUGAACGCUGGGAAUGGGCGAAAGAGGCUAAGGUGUGCUUUAAGUGUUUGAAGUCUAGGCACCAUAGAGAGAGCUGCCGAGCCCGCCCAUGUGGCACAGAGGGAUGCCGGAUGUCUCACAAUAGACUACUUCACUCUCCGACACCUCGUCAACCCGAUUUAUCAGCCUUCGUACACCCAUCAACAUCGAGCCCUCAAUCAAACCCGGAGGUAGAAACUGAGAAACCACCACAAGAGACAACGGCUUGUGGCAGAGCUAACAAAUCUCGGGUUCUAUUAAAAUUUAUUCCUGUCCGAAUCCAAGGACCAAUAAAGUCCAAAUUAACUUACGCCUUUUUGGACGGAGGAAGUACACUAACUCUUCUAAAGCAAGAUCUCGCAAAUGAAAUUGGCCUGAAAGGGAUCGCCGAACCAAUGAGCCUGACUGGUAUGAACGCGACCGCCGAUCAUCACGGAUCUCAACGUCUUGACGUAGAAGUUACUGGACCCUCAAAUGUGCCACUAAAAUUAUACGACGUCAGAACAGUUGAAAAAUUACCGAUUUCACCACAAACUGUUGCCAACAUCGACGAAUACGAACAUCUAAAGGACCUACCCAAGACUGGGCUAUGCUAUGAGUAUGGAGUCCCAGAGCUCUUGAUCGGCCUGGACAACUGGCAGGCGACCAUUACGAAAGAGGUUCGUAAAGGAAAAAGAACCGAACCAUUAGCCACUCUGACUCCACUUGGGUGGGUUGUGCAUGGAUUUUCCCAUUCACACACCAACACUGUACAUUUCGUAGGCCACACUGACGAGGAUUUACAUCGAUUGAUUGAAGACUAUUUCACAAUUGACGCUCUAGGGGUCACGAAUAAGAUGAAGUUGAAUGAAGAUGAUGAACGAGCCAUUGCGAUUCUAAAAAAGACAGCGAGAAGGGUAGAAGAUGGCAAAAGAUGGGAAGUAGGACUUUUAUGGAAAGAGGAUAACCCUGUAAUGCCCAAGAGCUUUUCCCACGCCUCAAAGAGAUUAUUAUCUGUAGAAAAGAAAAUGGAUAAAGACUUGGUGUAUGGCCAAAAAUACAAAGACAACAUGGACAAUUUUUUGAACAGUGGGUAUGCUGGUCCCUGUGAGCCAGUUCAAUCGCCAAAGAAGUGGUAUCUCCCUCAUUUUGGAGUUACUAACAUUAACAAACCAGGAAAGCUCAGAAUCGUGCACGACGCUGCCAGUAAAGUGCAAGGUAUAUCACUGAAUGACAAACUGCUCACCGGACCCGACUUAUUACUCUCACUGUUAGCAGUCAUUUUUAAAUUCAGAGAAGGCGAAGUAGCCGUAUCUGCGGAUAUAAAAGAAAUGUUUCUUCAGAUCCGUAUAAGACCAGAGGACCGUCCCGCUCAACGCUUUCUUUGGAGAGAAUUUGACAGAAAAGGGCCUAUGAAGGAAUUCGAAAUGAAAUCAGUAAUUUUUGGAGCCACUUCUUCGCCAGCAACUGCAAUAUAUAUAAAAAAUAGAAACGCAGAAGAUUUCACUGAGGAUUAUCCGGAGGCUGUGGAAGCAAUAAAGACCCGAUUCUACAUGGAUGACUAUUUACACAGCUUCCAUUCCGUAGAAAUAGCUCGUAAAAUCACUAAAGAAGUUGCGCAUAUAAACAAGGAAGGGGGGUUCACUUUAACACAAUGGGUAUCGAACAACGAAAGCGUUAUGCAAGAAAUUGAAGAAAGCAAAAGAGGCUCAGGAGGCGUUAACCUCGAUUUCAAUGUAAAUGUCAAAAUUCUGGGACUAAGAUGGAAUCCGUGUGAAGAUACUUUUGGGUUUAAUUUAAACCUGACAAAAUUGCCCACCGAAAUUAUUGACCACACGCGAAAACCCACAAAGCGAGAAGCGCUAAAAGUUGUGAUGAGUGUGUUCGACCCACUUGGUCUUUUGACGCCUAUUGUCAUUCAAGGAAAGAUCCUUCUUCAACAAAUAUGGCGAUCUGGAAUAGGUUGGGAUCAAGAUGUGCAAGAUGACGAUCAUCUUAUAUGGAAGCGUUGGAUUGGUCGUCUUAUUAAUGUUUGCACAUGUAAAGUUCCACGGCACUACGUACCAGAGCCUACUAGUUGCGCUAUUGAACUGCAUAUUUUCUGCGACGCCAGCGAGAAAGCAUACGCAUCAGUGGCGUACUGGCGUUUUGUACGAGAAGAUGGAAAGAUAUGGGUUGCGCUUGUCACAAGUAAAUCCCGCGUGACCCCACUAAAACCAGUCUCUAUUCCCAGGCUUGAACUUCAAGCUGCUGUUCUUGCGACACGACUUGCUUGUGCAAUAGAGAAAGAUCAUGACACCAUUAAACCCGCUAAAAGGUAUUUUUGGACUGAUUCCUCAGCCGUAAUCUCAUGGAUUAAGGGAGACCCGAGAAACUACAAAACCUUCGUUUCUAAUCGGUUGGGUGAAAUCGCAGAAAAUACGAAUAACAGAGAGUGGAGAUGGCUUUCGACGUCACAUAACGUAGCAGACGACGCUACCAGAGAAAUUGAAAAUUUAGAUCCCGAACACCGAUGGUUCAAAGGCCCGUCAUUCCUAUACCAACAGCCUGAAAGGUGGCCCUCUUACAGUGAAGUUGCUGCACCAACGAGCCUAUUGGAAAUUAAGAAACCUACCUACGAUGUCCUCCCAGUGAGUGCAUAUACUACUACAUGUUUGCCUGACAUCACCAGAUUACCUAAAUGGCUCAGACUCAUCAGAGCCACAGCACAUGUUUUUACAUUCCUGGAGAGUAUUCGAACGAAGGAACGUACUGGUCUUAAAUUGGAACAUAUCAAAAGAGCUGAAGAGGCAUGGGCAAAGCAAUCUCAAAGUCAAAGCUUCCCGAUUGAAUUGGAAGAUUUCAGAAAUAAUAGGCCUUGUGAUAAGAACAGUCGACUACAUGACUUGUGUUCAUUCAUUGACAAUCAUGGAUUAUUGAGAUUGCGGGGAGAGCCGGCGCUGUUAACGAAGUAG